AUGAAAAAGGAUCAUGACUAUUCCGCCGCCUAUGUUAUUUUCUACACUGAUGCUGUUGAUCUCGAAGGCCAUGGUAUGACUUUCACAAGUGGCCGUGGUAAUGGAACUGUCUACUGCUAUAUUGCGCAGCUUUCUGUCAAGUUUGUCAACAAGAAGCUAAAAGAUUUGGUUGCUGAUAUGCGUAUUGGACCUGAAAAAGGUGUCCUUUAUCUCGCUACUGACGUCAUUGCCCCCAAGGAAGCUAUUGAGAUGUUGCGUGAGAACGUAGCUACUAAAACAGAACAUGAAGUAGAUGUAAGAGUACAUGGUUACCCUAGUUACACCACAUCUGCUGGAUGGUUAAUCCGUAGAUUGAUUCGUGAGUUCCUGGCUGAAGGUUUCACUUACUUUAAGCAAAAUGUUGGAAGUGAUAUACAAGCUGAUAUUCGUCAUGCUGGCAUUAUCGUGAGGAAUUGUUUGGAUGUGCAAGAAGCUAUUAAUUGGAUGCAAGAAUUUUUACCUUUCAAAUCUCUUUUCAUUGAAGAACCUACUUCCCCUGACAAUGUGCUCGGUCAUACUGCUAUUCCCAAAGCUCUCUAUCAUCGUACAAAGGUUACCACUGGUGAGCACAUUCAAAACCGUAUCAUUUUCAAGCAGCUAUUCCAAACUCAAAUUAUCGAAUUCUGCCAAGUCAAUUUGUGUCGUGUUGCUGGUUUAAAUGAAGUUCUUGCUAUUCUCUUAAUGGAUAAGAAGUUCAACAUCCCUAUUUGUCCUCAUGCUGGCGGUGCUGGUUUGUGUGAAUAUGUUCAAUAUCUUUCUUUAAUUGAUUAUAUUUGUAACACUGGUUCUACAAAAGGUAGUGUCUUGGAAUAUGUUGAUCAUUUACAUGAACACUUUGGGGCUCUGUUGUUAUGA
This is a messenger RNA of Mycotypha africana, 894 nucleotides long. Its product is annotated as enolase C-terminal domain-like protein. Bases 1 to 894 code for a protein of 297 amino acids. The record is from RefSeq and is a predicted model, not a curated record. The transcript is spliced from 6 exons. Gene Ontology annotation, biological process: carbohydrate catabolic process. Gene Ontology annotation, molecular function: hydro-lyase activity; magnesium ion binding. NCBI's taxonomy places the organism in Eukaryota, Fungi, Mucoromycota, Mucoromycetes, Mucorales, Mycotyphaceae.